AUGGCUAUAAUAAAUUCAUUAUACUUAUAUUGUACUGGGUGGAAAGCAACACAACAAACAUAUCAGUAUUGUAGAAAUCCUUUACAUCAUCAUAAAAAGCUUUUCAAUCCAAGACAAUGUAGGUCGAAUUCAAUUCAUUUACUAUCAAGACUUAUUUCUAAAAGUAAUAAUGGAAGUAUUUAUGGUUGUAAUAUGCGUAACAAUAAUCAUACUGAUAAUAUUAGUAAUUCCAAAAAUUCAAAAACAAUAAAUUCAAGUUAUCCAACAAGUAUCAUGAACUGUGAACAAGACUCAUUACGGGACAUUAAGUUCUGUUCCAAUUAUUCUGAAAAUACAAAGUUUGGAUUAAUGAAAAUUAUACGUACUUGUAAUCUAAUGGGUUUUCUAUUAAAUGAUAAACAAAUUUGUUCAAGGCAUUUUGAAUUGAUCAAAUUAUUUAUGGAACAGUUACAAACAGUAAUAAAACAUUUAGAAAAGGAUAUUGAUAAUAAGUUAAAAAACUUAGUAAAUUUUAGUAUAGAUAUAUUUUCGGAGAAAAUUGUCAGUAAAGGAUCAAAAUAUUUGAGGACUAUAAUUAAUUGUUCCGAAUGUGGUGAGAAAUCUUUCAUAGAUUCGCCAUUAAUAAAACAAUUCAAUAAUGCAUCAUUCAGCAUUGAACACUGUAAUCAUUACCAUGAUUCAACAAAAUUAGAGCAAUCAAAAUUGCAGAACUGCACAGUGAAUGAUAAUAAAAUUAAAAGUCAUUCUAAUUGUAAAACAAACAGAUUUUUGAGCCAUCUUUUGUCGCAUACAAAGAUAGAUUGUCAUCAACUGGCAAAUGUAACAUAUUCAGAUUCUUCCUUUCAAGUUUAUCCAACUAAGUGUGUACUUGAAUCCAUAUCAUCAUUGUCUUCUGACUCAUGUUCAUUACCUCUAUUCUGUUCCACUAACUACUUGUCCUCCUCUUCCUCUUCAUCAUCAUCAUCAUCGUCAUUAUUGUCACCUUUAUCUUCACCACUUACAUAUUCGACUUGUACAUCAGUCUCCAACAAUUCAGUUCAAUCACCAGAAGAAGAAACUGCAGAAAACUUAAAUUUUAAACAAAUCGCAGCUUAUCACUGUCAAACUUUAAACGAUUUAAAUAAACAUGUAGGACUUGAAAAUAAACAGAUUAAUGAUAAGCUGUUUGUGUAUCAUCCAGUUAAUUUUAAUGACGAGGAAUACAAGAAACAAAAUAGUUCAUCGAAAAAAUCUGUGGGAGAGCAGAAGAUUCACCUAUGUUUAUUUAAUAGCAAAUCUCACAUGAGAAACUCUCCAGUCCAUGGUUAUUCACAGCAAUAUCCAAAAAGAAACAAACAGAGUGAGAUUGAAAGUUGUAAAAUCAAUCUGAAUGAAAUUUAUCCUCAUGCAGUUUCACGGCGACCAAGUGUACGUGAUAUUUUAAGUCAACGAAAAAACGUUCAUGCACAUUGUGAAAAGAACCAACAACAAGAUAAGCAACAAAUCCAUUUGUUUGAUCAGUCUUCUAAAAAUUGCACUGACGAUAACAUAUUUAAAAGUAUAAAAACUAGCUUCUGUAUAUCAAAUGGCCAUAUCGAUUGUCAUCAUUCUAAUUUAUGUCUAAGUCGUUCAGAUUAUUUAUUUUCUGAAAAUAAUUUAAAUAUGGGUGUUGUAGCACCGCCAAAUUUGAAUCCAUUUGCAUCAUAG
This is a messenger RNA of Schistosoma curassoni, 1686 nucleotides long. The record is from the annotation of a GenBank genome assembly. NCBI's taxonomy places the organism in Eukaryota, Metazoa, Platyhelminthes, Trematoda, Strigeidida, Schistosomatidae.